Fomitiporia mediterranea MF3/22 is the source of this 2217-nucleotide messenger RNA. RefSeq lists its product as uncharacterized. NCBI's taxonomy places the organism in Eukaryota, Fungi, Basidiomycota, Agaricomycetes, Hymenochaetales, Hymenochaetaceae. The record is from RefSeq and is a predicted model, not a curated record. Bases 1 to 2217 code for a protein of 738 amino acids. The transcript is spliced from 7 exons.
AUGCCGGCACAAUCAGUAUUCAGUAGUGCUGAGAAAGCACUCUUGGAUCCACUCAUUGAUGGAUUUGAGAGAGCGAGAGACGUGUCAAAAGGAUCUAAGCGCACGAAUGGACCAGCAGUCUACAUCAGGACUACGGUAGUUCCAGUUUAUCUUACAGAAUUCCCAUGCACCAGCGACAUAGCAAGAGAGGCACGCAUAAAAAAUCAUAGCGGUGCACGCAGCAAGAAGUUAACUCAGCACAAAGCCGUCGUCCGUAAAGCAGUACAGCAGCUUGUCUCUGGAAACGGAACCAAGAGAUCCUACCGCCCCACCGAGUUGCAAGUAUAUUCGCGGCUGUUUUACGAUUUGAAGCUGCGCGAGAAGGUCGACGCACUCUGGAGCAUUGAGAAGGAGAACAAUAGCUCCCUGACCGACCGAGAUCGUCUGAAACAUCGCAAUAGGAUUGUUUCACAGCUAUAUGACGAGGAGUCUGACAAGGUGAAGGAAGAAGUACGAAAGUAUCUCAAAGAUGUGUCGGACGAGAGUGCUCCCAAGGAGAUGCCUUUGCCAGGAGAAGAGCACUUGCUGCCGGAAGAGCGCGAGCGUCUUAGUGCUGCUCGUAACAGGCAGCACUUGAUGUCAAACAUCCAACUCACAAUGAAGGAGCUCUGCACCACUAUUACUGAGGAGAGCGGAAUGGUUGUCUAUAUGAUUGCUGCUGGUCCAGAGCCUGCACGCGAUGGGCAACUACUUACAUGCACUAUUACAAACGGAAGGACUGUUGGAAGCAACCAAGCAUUUCCAGAAUUUUACAACAAUUUUGGUGACUUCGAAACGAAUGUGCGCAAACCAUUUAAGCAAUUUGCAGAACGAUGCUUCACUGACGCAGAAAUCCGUGCAUGCUCCCUGAAGCCAUGUACUUACCCAAAUGCUGAUACAGAGCCAUGCGGAUCUAAUAUCGAAGCUGAAGAAGUUCAAAUGGACAUUGUUGACUUUGAUUCUAUCAACGGAUCAGGGUCAGUAGCUCUUUCAACAUUUGAAGUGUCUCCACUAGCAUCAGGGUCGGUAGCUCGUCCAACACACGAAGUGUCUCCGCUAGGCACACCAACCACUCGAACAGACAGUUCUUCUUUGCUUGAUGGACUGGUCAAUUCUCAGCAUCGCUCAGGGAGUUCAUUUGAGCUCUCAGACGACUUUCGAUCCUUCAGCAGUUCACUUUCGCUUCCAGACGCUCUGGAGCAAAGUAUAGAACCGGACUUAUCAAUGUUUGAGGCGUUUAAUACUGACCAGACAAAUCCUCUUGGUCAGGACACCCUUGAACAAUUUGCAUCAUUCGUAACUGGAAUGACUUCAGCAGACAUGGCUGUGAAUGACAUUGGUGAUGGGUUACCUCCUAUUAGCUCUUGGGCACCACCACUACCUCACGAUUAUAGCGAAGCAGCACCAAAUGAUUUUACACAGGUCCAGGUGCCAGUACAGCAUUCGCUCGAUUUUCCUACUACUGUACCUCAAGGAUCACUUAAUGCUGAGGUACACUCUCCAUUACCCUUGCCUACUCUAUCCUCCCUGCUACCUGUCUCUGAGCAGCCUGUACCAAUGGAGGUGGAUGAUCUGCUGCUUCCUGAGGAGAUAUCAGUCCUCCCUAAAUGGAUGAAAGAGCACAUACAAGGCAUUCUCAAGGCUUUCACGAGUGCUGACGAGAUGUCAUUAGUAUCAAUGUGGGCAAAGUUAGAGAUCCAGUGUAUUAAUACUGCGUAUUCGAACAAACGACUCUCAAGAGGCCGCCCCACUGACAUGAGUAUGUGGUCAUGGACGUUAGACAUCAAUUCUGUUCCCUCUGUCAGUGACAUUGGGAUAUUUCAGCAACAGGCUUCCCAUUGGUGGGCAAGUUUACAGCCUCUGUCACGUCGGAUUUCAGGGGUAGACUGGCCACUUUCUCAGACAGUUGUUUCAGGGGAAGAUUGGAGUCAACUACGUAAGACUGGUAAAAACGGCAUCUAUCUCAUUGUAAUAAUGAUGUGGAUAUGGAAGUUGGCACUUACUGUGGAUCCGAGCCUCUGUAAAGAGUUCUACACAGACAUGACCAAGGAUAUCGCUUGGGCAUUCACAGCAAUGGCUGAUACAUUACCAUCUGUUACUCACAAGGUUACUAAUGAGACAGAUGUGCCUGAGGACUUAGAUGGGUCCCGAUCGCGGGGUGGACGUAUCAGGAAGCCGACUGAAAAGGCAAGGGUGUAG